Spirometra erinaceieuropaei is the source of this 2669-nucleotide messenger RNA. NCBI's taxonomy places the organism in Eukaryota, Metazoa, Platyhelminthes, Cestoda, Diphyllobothriidea, Diphyllobothriidae. The record is from the annotation of a GenBank genome assembly.
AUGAGUCAAGUACCAUUGGAACUGAAGGCUGCAGAAUCAGAGGAAGAGGAGGAGGAGGUGAAGGGGGAGAAGAAGGACGAGGAGGAUGAAAAGGAGGUACGGGAGGAGUUGGAAAGGAGGGAUAGAACCACUGCCGUGCUGUCGUCGCUGAGUGUUCAUGUCAACGUCCUGUCUGACAGAGAGAAUGUUCGAAUUGGUGUGGUCGCCGAUCACAGCGCGUCGCCCCGUGUAAGCUUGCAUAACGGAAGCGGCGUUUUAACGUCCUUAGUAGAUAGUGACACAUAUACGGUAGGUGACCUAUCUCGUGAAAUCUGAUGACAGAAACUGACAUGAGAAAUUUUUGGACGUCUUAAACGUUACGCAUUUUGCUCGCUCGUCCGGCUUCCUCAAGGGAAUGUCCUCUUCUUGUGCAGAAAAUGUGCCCACGUGAUUUCAUCAAGCAAAGUUUUCAUAAAUUUGAACGCAGAUAGACAUUGCGAUGUAUUCGGGCAAUUUCCUAUGCCAAUACAUGUCCUAGACUUCGGUUGCACACGUGAGCGUGCUUUUCUUUGAGGGGAGAGUAAGGCACCUUUAAUAGUUUUACUAAAUAGAGCUUGCUGUACUUGGGAAUUCAUUUUUUAUCUGAUGCUAACCGUGGGAAUCAGUUUGCUAACACACAGGUUAUUUCUAGGGAACCGGGCGUCUCGUUGAUUUUUGAAAGUCAGAUUAGCAGAUUUUUGCGAUUUCGUGCCCCAAAGUGCAGUGAUAACGCGCAUAGACGCAAUUUUCUAGCGAAUGAGGGGAAAAAUGAAUAUUUUAAUGCAUGUUUUCCAUGAAAUAUGAUUGAAUUUCUAAGGGCAUCGAAGAUCGACGAGAAAAAUGCAUGCUACUUAAGUAAUCAUUUUUUACGGAGUACAGUUUUUGCAUGAGGCCGAAAAUAAGUUCGAAAGCCGGCAUCCUGAGGUUACUGAAUUAUUAUGGAAUCACGCUGCACAAUAAUUAGCUUUACAACCCUACUUAAUUAAUCUUUUCGAAAUGAAACUGCAUUUCGGAAUCUUCGGCUGCCAUUCUAUGAGUUAGCCCACCUACUGUAUACAGACAUCCGUCAACACAAUGUAGUAUUAAAACACUCUUUAAAAAGGCAACUUAUCAAAUAAAGUUUUCUAUUGAAUCGAAAGCAUAUUCAUUUCUGAAUUUUGUUGUGGACGUUCAUUUUAUUUGACGAUGAGGUUUCCUAUUUGGGUUAGUUUUUAAAUAUGACUCAAAUGACCAUCUACAAGAAAAGGAACGUCUAAAUGCUCGCUGCUUUGAUAAAUGCUUUCAAGGAAUAUCUUGAAGGUUUUGGCAAACACAUAAUACGGAAUCUGUCUUUAUGAGCAAUCGGUUGAAAGCACUGAAAAUCAUGGAGCAUUCAGCAGUAUUUCAAGGUCGAUCUGAAACUCAGUGUGAUCUAGAACAAACGAUAAGUGCAAAUUGAUUUCACGGAAGAAAAGUUCCCGUUGUAUGCACAGAGUGGUUUGUUUACGAUAACACCUGUCAAUUCUAUUCAAAUUUGUUAUUCACUGACCCGCCUGACAACAUGAUCCCCUAUGGAGACUUUUGUUCCUGUGACGCCCCUGUCGGAGAAAUGAAGCAAAAACCUGUUUGCCUUAUUGAACCACAUCUCAAUCAAUUCAAAAUCGUUGCGAGUACCAUGAAUCCUCGGGAAACCGUUCUGCAAUCCAUACUCAGAGUGUAGGCCGUUCGGGGCUGCCAUACGCUAAUUCGUAAAGGAUAUUUAAAUGUAAACUCCACUAAAAGAUUAUUUUCAGAGGCUAUUCUAUCUUAUAUCCAGUUGGUCAACGCUUGGAAUUAUCCAUUUCUCCCCUCCACUUUUGGCUCCCCGUUGACAUUUCUCUUUCCCCUUUUGUAAUCCUCUUUCAAGCAUGAUCUGUGUCAUUUUAAUUAGCUGGUUUUAUAUUCCGAUCUUGAGCUGGGAAUUCAAUUUUUGUCGAACAGUGACAAAGAAUUCUUUGGCUAGGACAUCCAUUGUUAAAGUUUGUACAUUUUUCACUUACCUGCAGUCUAUCAAUAGUACCGCAUAUACCCCAAAGUCUGGUUUUUAGCUUAUACGCGCCGCUCAAACUAACUAAAAAUGCCGUGCUCUGUUUUUGCUGUCAUAUUUAUUGUUUUGCAUGGACAGAAGUUUACUAAAUUACAGCCAUUUUCGGCGCUUUUAGGAUUUACCGCUUUUCUAAAAAAGAUAUUUCUAAACAAACCGAUAUUCCUUUUAGUAUUUCUUUAAUGCUAUCCAUCACCUUAAAAUGUUUAUUUAUUAACAAAGAUAUUGGGUCAGCGCAUUGGUGUCGGUUUGCGAGUUGUUAGCAUUCAUCCGUAAAAUUCAACACCUUUCAUAAGUUAGGUAACCCAGUGCAGAUUUGUCUCACAUAACGCCAAAUGAGAUUCGCUAGCUGGAGCUGAGAAGCUUAUCGCCGCCGCCGCCGCCGCCGCCGCCGCCGUCGCCGCCGCCGCCGCCGCCGCCGCCGCCGCCGCCGCCGCCGUCGCCGCCGCCGCCGCCGCCACCACCACCACCACCACCACCACCACCACCACCACCACCACCACCACCACCAGAUUUUCACGAAAAGGAGCGGCUCAGAUCUCACGGGCACGGGAGCGGCAUAAAGGCCAGUUUCAGAAAGAGAUUUUGA